Ochlerotatus camptorhynchus is the source of this 645-nucleotide messenger RNA. RefSeq lists its product as uncharacterized. NCBI's taxonomy places the organism in Eukaryota, Metazoa, Arthropoda, Insecta, Diptera, Culicidae. Bases 1 to 645 code for a protein of 214 amino acids. The record is from RefSeq and is a predicted model, not a curated record. The transcript has 2 exons.
AUGUCAAACAGACGGGAAGUAGUCAUCAUUCCCACGGAGGAACAUCUGAAAAAGGAAAAGCAGGCUUUACUGGGAUUGAAGCUUAUGGAAGCAAUUUGGAGCAUAAUGUGCAUCGGGCUGCAUUCGGUUGGCUUUCAGAAUUCAACGGAACCGUUCCCGUACCCGUACGAACAGCUAUUCUGUGGAGUUUUCGUGGGAUCCUCGCUGAUCUCGACCAUUUUCUUUCUGUCCGUUUGCUGUGGAUACAUCAAGAUCAAUUACGUUGCUGAAACGGUGGUUUCGUUGAUGAGUUUCGUGGCAUUUGCCGCCUGUGGAUUUAUUGCGAUGUAUCACGUCGAAAACGAUGUUCACCUGAAGUACAUGACCGGCAAGGAGGAAAAAAGUCACAAGUUCUUUAUCCGCGGUCGAAUGGAGAGUAUUUUGUCGAUGCAAACGUCUGGGAUAUUUCUUGUACAUGGAGUACUUAUGUUGGAUGCUCUGGGCUGGUUGAACACAGUGUUUGGAGGAUGCCGUUCACGACUAAUCGUCUACGGAAGAGAUAAGCAUGCCUAUUAUGGGCGGUUAUGUUUGAACCCUUUCUGGAUACUGCCAUGGGAAAAGAUGGUACACUUGUUUCGAAAAUGCUGCCAAAGAACACCUGAAUAA